Phaedon cochleariae (mustard beetle) is the source of this 762-nucleotide messenger RNA. The record is from the annotation of a GenBank genome assembly. Lineage: Eukaryota; Metazoa; Arthropoda; Insecta; Coleoptera; Chrysomelidae.
AUGCCCGAAUCGGACUUCUUCGAUGCCAUGGAAGACAUCACUAGCACCGGCAAGUUGCACUCAAAAAUGUUUAUAUAUAUAAUAAAACAGAAAGAUUGUUUGAUUAAUGAACUACAAGACAAAAUAAGAAUAUUGAAUGCACAAAUAGAAUUGCUGAAUAAAAUUAAUUCCGCCAUCCAUAUUGAUGAGAAUUCCAUUCACAACAAACCCAGUGCCAACAAAAAAGACGAAGAUAAGGUUUCUAAAAAAAUCGUACCCAUUCCUGACAAAAACAUUGGGAAUUCCAUCAACAAUCAGAACAAGACAAAAACACGUGCGAUGACUAGAAUUCCUGAGGACACACCACAGCAGUUUUACAGUGUUGCCAGUUCAUCUCAAACAUCUGGCAUUACACCGAACACUCUCUCGAGUGCCCUCAAUGAAGUGAACACUAAAUCAACUAUGGAAAAAUAUAUUAAUAUCAAUAAAGAAGAAGAAUGGAAAACAGUCCAUACGAGGAAGAAGCCGCGAAGAAAUAGUAUAGUUGGAAAUAAUACAGACGACAAGAUUAAAGGUGUUCCCAAAUAUGUGUUCUUGCACGUUUGCAGAGUGGAUCCUGUGACAACUCAGCAAGAUUUGAAAGAUCAACUAAAGAAGCAUUUUCCUGAAGUCACGUGUGAACUAUUAACUUCUAAACAACCCACCAUAUAUUCAUCAUUCAAAGUGAAAACACAAAUGGCACAAAGUCAUGAUUUGGAAUAUAAAAGUAUCUGUUUCAGGUAA